GAUUGAGCAUACAUGCAUAACCAAAGGCAAAAUGAACACGCUCAUCCUGACACGAAACAUUAGCGACGUUUACUACGCUAGUUCUUCAGUUCAAAUUGCACUUGGGUAACUUCAAGAACGUUGUGUGUCAAUCCCCCAAAACUUGAUUUACGAGUGUCCAUUCAUGUCCUAGUGAUCUCAGCUGCGCUACAUCAUUCACUCAAGAGACUUUUACUGCGUUACUUUACUUUGAUCGACUAUCUACUAUGAACAUUAUCCAGUGCGAUCUCAAAAAAAGUAAAAAAAGUGUCUUCUGACUUAUCCUCUCUUGCAACCGGGUGAUUGAUCAUCAUUGGCAUUCCAAGCUCAAAUUGGUGCUACUUGUCAAGCUCAAGCCUUCCAGAUAAUGUCUGAAUUAUCACCCAAGAAAUCGAGCGAGGACCUGGAAACGCGCCAUCCGCCUCCAACUUUCGCCGUCCAUUCUCCUGAUGGAGAAGAGGAGAGGCCUUUAUUCGGAGAGGAUAUUGUGGUACCACUUGUGGAUAUCCCUCCACCACCGGAUGGUGGCUGGGGUUGGGUCAUUUGCUUCGCCAGUUUCAUGUGCAACCUUAUUCUCGAUGGCAUUGCCUACACGUUUGGCAUCAUGCUGGAGCCAUUAGUGGAACACUAUGGCUCCAACCGCAGCACAGUUUCGUGGGUGGGAAGUCUGCUCACGGGGGUCUACCUGAUGUCCGGUCCAAUUGUGGGUGGUCUUGUCAACAAGUAUGGCUGUCGACCGGUGUGCAUUACCGGGAGCAUCGUCUCGUGUGCAGGUCUCCUUCUGUCAACUAUAUCGCCCAAUGUGCCCGUUCUUAUGCUCACGUACGGCGUGAUUGGUGGCUUCGGAUUGGGAUUGAUCUACCUUCCUGCAGUGGUGGCAGUGGGCUAUUACUUUGAAAAGAAGAGAGCUUUGGCCACUGGUAUCUCCGUGUGCGGUUCAGGAGUAGGGACCUUUCUAUUUGCUCCCUUAGCCACGUAUUUAAUCGCCCAAUUAGGCUGGAAAGGAGCGAAUAUGAUCUUUGCCGGGUUUUGCCUCUCUUGUUCACUAUUUGGGGCGUUGAUGCGACCUUUGGAACUCGAGCUGGUGGAUAACUCCGAUUUGGAGGACGGCGGAGGGGAUGACAAUUUUACUGUACAUUUGCCGGACGGGACGCACCAUUUUCAGAAUGGCUCUGAGCAGACCAGUGGCAGCCUCACGCCCAAUCAGUCUUUCCACCUGAGUCAUGACAUCGGCUUUUUGUCGCCUUCAAUCAACCUCAAUCAGUUGCCCACUAUAGAAGAGCAGAACAUCAUCACGACAACUAUCGAAGAAAAUGAUGGUGAAGAAAAAGAACCGAACGAUGAAGACGAGGAGGAAGAGGAAGACGAGGAAGAAAUGGAAGUCCAACCUGAAGCCGAUGUCAACCAGUUACGAGAGCAAGCUCAGCUAGACGCUCGCAAUGCUCGGGCUGCUCUCAAAAGACGAACUAUUUCAGAGCACAUGCCUCCGUCUCAAGGGAGUCACACCAAGCUGGGAAUCAGGUCUCCAAAGAGCAGCAGCCGAAUUCCGAGGAAUAGUUCCGCACCUCAUUUUGUCGAUACAAGCAUGAUGAUGCCGCGGAAUUCCUCCUCUCCUGGAUUUGGCCGACUUACCCGCAUGCUCUCUCAGAUCUCACAGGAUGGUAAUAACUCCACUUUAGACGAUCAUAUUGCUUUCUGCAUCGAUGGAGCUCAAUUGGACUCAAAUAAGACGCUUUUGCUUCGACCCGCGAGUCAAUCCAGUCGGAGAGGCAGCCGUCCCAUCGUUCGACCCCUCUACAGGAAAGACGUGUUCUACUCGGGCUCCGUCGCCAAUUUGGUCCACGAUGAAGAUCACCAAUCCCGAAGGAUGUCCCAUGUCCCCUCGUUUGCUAAUCUGGACGAAUAUCGCCAUUCCGUCAUUUCCAUUCCCAAAACGCCUCGACGCCAAUCCAUGCUCUCCAUGCACCGUGGUUCCAUUGUGGCCAGUCAUUUGUCCAUCCCUCAGCAUAUUCGGAAAGCGAGCUUGGCCGAAGACGAUCCAGACCUGAACGAACCGGGUCUGUCCACUCUUCGGGAAAUGCUCAAUCUGGAGCUUCUUGGAAACAAGAUGUUUCUCCUGAUUGGCAUCUCCAAUGUAUUUGGCAUGUUAGGCUUCUAUACCCCGUUUGUAUAUCUGCCCAACAUGGCCAAUCUCAGAGGUGUGGAAAUCGACGAUGCCAAUUUUUUGAUUUCAAUCAUUGGCAUUUCCAAUACCUUGGGACGGGUGUUCUCGGGCUGGAUGUCGGAUUUCUCCUGGGUCAACCCCUUCGUGGUGACCAAUGUGGCCGUUCUCUGCAGUGGGAUUAGCGUCUUCGUCCUUCCAUUGUGUCAAGGCUACAUUUCAUACACGGCCAUCGCGCUUCUCUUUGGAUUGUUCACAGCCGCUUAUGUGUCGCUCACUUCCAUUGUAUUGGUCCAGACUUUGGGUCUGGACAAGCUGACCAGCGCUUUUGGACUCUUGGUUUUGUUUCGAGGCGUAGCCUCAGUUGUUGGCCCGCCCAUUGCCGGUUCAAUUUUUGACGCAACGCAAAGCUAUGAUAUAUCAUUCUACAUGGGUGGGGUAUUCCUGGCAAUUGCUGCUAUUGUUAGUACGGCAGCUGAUAUAUUAAAUCGCAGGUCGCUCAAGCUGAAUCAUCCUAAAGCAAAUGGAGCUCUGACAAAGCCCACGUAAUUCCUUUCAUUUCGGGGAAUCUUUGAUCAUGAGACCCCGAUCUGAUACUAAAAGAAAUGGUUCUAAUUUCGUGAAGCUUUCGUAGAAACCUGCAUUUUAUGAAUCACUUCAUCUCCCUUCGCUUGAACUCAGCCCUUUAUGAAAACAACGCAUAUAAUACCUUUUGAAAACCGCAUAGCCACAGAGUAUUCGAAUAUCCGCCAUAAACACUCAAAUGAAGCAAAAAUUGAAAUGAACAAUUUGAACAAUCCACAUGUUAUAUGGUAUUAAAGGAGUAUCUACACAAACUGGUUUCAAAUCGACAAUCAAAAAACUCCGAUUGUCUCGAGGCGCUGCAUUCAUUCAGAGUGGUGGAUCAGAAAUCGCCAAAAGCUUUGCCCUAAACAUGAGGUUGACAGAUCUCUCGUUUAAUCCGACCCAAAACUAUUCAAACGAAUUCGUCAAAUUGCUUGCAUUGGUUACAGGGUAACUCGACAGUUUACAACUCGACACAGCAAGGCUCGACACAUCUGAAAGCUCGACACACCGGAAAGCCGAACAUAUUAAAAAUUCGAUGCUUCGGAAAACUCAAUACAUUAGAAAACGCGACAUGUAAGAAAACGCAACAUCGGAAAUCGGAAGAUCGAGAAAUCAUGAAUGCUUGAAAACAAUUGCUAAGGUCCUUUUAGGAUAAUUGCAAAUCGAGAUAGGGUAUCCUUGCUUAAGAUCGGAAUACUUAUGUUAUCAAAAAGAUUGACCCCAGUUUAGAACUCAUUGGUCAAGCCAUAAAAACUCAAUAAAGAGCUUGGAACUGGGAAAUUUUGUAUAUGUCAUUGAAUUAUUUAAUGUGUCGGCCUUUAGGAUGUGUCGAGCUUUCAGCUGAGUCCAGUCUUCCUUUGUCGAGUUUUCCUGUGUGUCGAUUUCUCCGAUGUGUCGAGCUUCUUGUGUCGAGUUUUCCGUCGUGUCGAGUUACCCUGUAAACGUUUUUUUUGGUUUGGUUUUUCACGGGCAUUUCUAACCGCUACAGGUAAUGUAAUCCCAGUACUAUUAAAAUGAAAGUUUAUAAUUCGUCUAUCUAUUACCUUUCAAUCUUUAUAUGAUAUUUGGUCUACCAACGAAUUUGAGUUGGGACCGAGCUAGUUCUUGAAUGUAGGGUUGAUCUGGAAUGCUAUCCAGAAUGCUAUAAAAAUGUGUCCAAGUCUGAUUUGAAAGAUGCUACCGGACCAACAAGGCCUACGUAUUCCCUAUGAGCAUUAGAGGGAAGUAAAUUAAACAAUGAAGGAGCCCGAGAAAGAAGAGAAGUGAACUUCA
Molecule: messenger RNA, 4018 nt
Organism: Tigriopus californicus
Lineage: Eukaryota; Metazoa; Arthropoda; Copepoda; Harpacticoida; Harpacticidae
Product: monocarboxylate transporter 9-like
Exons: 2
Coding region: 386-2728 (780 amino acids)
Biological process (GO): monocarboxylic acid transport; transmembrane transport
Molecular function (GO): monocarboxylic acid transmembrane transporter activity
Source: RefSeq, a predicted model, not a curated record